UAAAACGUCUACAAUGUCUCUUCCGAUAACUCAUCUGUCUAUAGUUGACUUAGAUGAGAAUGAUCCCUAUUAUUAUUUAUGUAAUGAUGUUCUUUUAGAAUACCAAACCCGUAUAAAUGUUAACUUUAAUCAUCCACGAGCACCUACCUUUUUAACAGAAAAUCAAGAUCAAUUAUUAUCUGAAUUAACCUCUUUUUCCGCUCUUCCUUUAAUUUCUCUAAAUCACAGAUUUCAAACUGAAAUUUUGUAUAUGUUCCCUUGUGUACCCUGUUCACAUUGCUCAAUUCUUAUGUUUCCUGUUCAAGCCAGAUGGCUCUCUCAUGAUAACAAUAUGGAAUAUGAUCUUUGUAAAGCUUUUUCACAUUUAUCACUCACUGAACAUCCUAAUAAAGAAGGCUAUAUUGCUGUAUGUAAUUCUUGUGUAUCUGUUGCUAAACGUCAUAAUGCUCCAACACUUGCUCCAGUUCCAGAUGAACUAAUGAAUGUUCUGAUGUUUUAUCGCUGUUGGCUUUUACCUAUUCAUCUGAGUUGUUCUCUUGGACAUGCUGAAAAUGCAAAUCAUUUUACCCAUUAUCGCCACCUUACUGGUGUCUUUGGUCUUUCAAAGAAUAUUCGUGCUUUACAAAUUUAUACUGGAACAUUAGGUGCUAUUUUAGAUCCCUCUCAUAAUAAUAACUGGUUUUAUCUAUCUUUACUAAAUGUGGCUAGCUGGUUGAAAAUCAAUAACUGA
Racocetra persica is the source of this 730-nucleotide messenger RNA. The record is from the annotation of a GenBank genome assembly. NCBI's taxonomy places the organism in Eukaryota, Fungi, Glomeromycota, Glomeromycetes, Diversisporales, Gigasporaceae.